Molecule: messenger RNA, 2148 nt
Organism: Eremothecium sinecaudum
Lineage: Eukaryota; Fungi; Ascomycota; Saccharomycetes; Saccharomycetales; Saccharomycetaceae
Exons: 1
Coding region: 1-2148 (715 amino acids)
Molecular function (GO): RNA binding
Source: RefSeq, a predicted model, not a curated record
AUGGAGCAAUAUAUUCCUUUAAGAACAAAAGUCUUCCGUAAACCAUUCCAAGCUGUGUUCUACACACAAAACAACUGGAGGAAAUUUGACGAAGCAGGGGAUGCUAUCUUUAAGCUUCCAACAGAAGAACAAUAUCUAGCAAAAAGAGAGAUCAGUAAGGAAAAUAUCAUUGAAUACCAUUACUUGUUGAAAAGGGAUCAUUUCGAUGAGAAAGAAUUGACGUCUAUAUCUGGGAUCUGUGUUCCAGUGGAUACUGCAAUGACCCCUACUUUAAAUAAGCAAUUGACGGAGUUAUUUGAAUCUGAAGAGCUUCGCGGAGUUGAUUUUGUUGUAUCGAAGACUAAGAUAUACCCUAUUAAAAUGAGUGAGCAGAAGCCUAUUUCUUAUGGUUACUUGAUUGGAGAGAAAAAUACAUUGAACACUGCUCACGUGCAACUAACGGUGCUAUUGCAGAUGCAUGAAGGUAACGUUGUUGAAUUUGUUGAUUUGCAGUCGAUAUCUUUUAUCCCAAUGAUAGCAGGAGUACAAUCGUUGAACCUGAAGAAUAUUUCGACCAGUUUUCAGACCAAAGUAUUUUUACCAAACAUAUCUGGUACGCCAAGCACAGCACCACAAGUGUUCUUGGCAGGAUCUGUCCAUGCACUAGUACUACAGGCUAAGACUAUUUUGAACAAUAUGAUAAGGUCAAUUGAUGGGGAGCUAUACUAUUCAACACUCCAAAAUGUCUCACAAGUUAAAUUGAAAUAUAUUUCUUCUAAUUAUUCAAAGGAAUUGAAUCACUUAAUGAUGAAAUACCAAACCUUCAUCUUUUUAAAUACAGGAAAAGAGGAGGUUGAAUUCCAAUCUUCGUCGACACAUUUGUUAGAGCAGGUAAAAAAGGUCUUCACUAUGGAAAUCUUGUCCGAUGUCUCAGAGUUACAGUUAAUUUUCCAUGAUGGAGACUACAAUACUAUCGAGAAGCCAAUCCCCGAAGCGCUACUAGAUUUAAGCUUAAAGUGUAAUAUCACUUUGUUGGUUGAAAACGAUAUGCAGAACUUUGUUUUUAUUGGAGGCACAGCUAAACUAGAGCGAGUCCUCGACUGGGUCUCUAAGAACAUGCAAUCGAAUCCAGUACAGGUAAAGUAUUUUGUUGAAUUAGACCCUUCGUACAAAGAUUUUAUUUCAGGAAAGAAGAAUGGUAAAAUUUCGCGUAUUAUGGAUACUACCAAUGUCAAUAUUAAUUUAGACCUACAGAAUGGCAAUGGUAACAUGAUUUUAACAAUGUUUGCUAGUGACAUCAAAAAUGCGAUUAUAGGCCAGAAGCUGGUUUCGGAUGAGUUGCCUUCCGAAACAUCUUUUUUUAUACCUGAAGCAUAUCAUAGACCCGUUAUUGGGACGGGCGGUUCCGUCAUCCAAACUAUUAUGAGGAAGCAUAAUGUUUUCAUACAAUUUUCAAACAGUUUCCAGCUCCCUCAAAAUAAACUAGCUCAUAUUAGAUAUGACAACGUGGUAAUAAGAUGCCCAUCAAAGAAUCGUAAUGAAAUUAUCCCAGCCAAGGAGGAACUAAACCAAUUGGCCCAGGAAUACAGCGAAAUGCAACCGAAAGUGCAGCUAAAACUAACACCAGGUCAGUAUAGAUAUCUGUUGCAUCAUAAUGAGAAUGAUAAGUUAUCUCUUGCAGAUAAUAUUGGCAUUAUAGAGCGACGCACAUCAACGUAUAUUAUGUUCCCAUUUCUUGAGCCCAAAGAAGGAUUUCUAUUGGAAAUACGGGGAAAUGACAAUCAAGCUACUAUUGCUGGCAGAAAAUUGUCUGAAUCAUUUGGCGAGGAGUUAGAAAUCACUAUUACUAACACCCUUGUUGACACUGUGGAUCUCUGCAACUCUAUAAUAGUCCCAUUUUUAGCGAUGGAUAUCAUAGUUACAACUUCCCAGCAGUUGAUAAGGUUCACAUAUAAGGAAGGGAAUAAAUCAGUCACUUAUGCUCUAGAUAUCCUUCGUGACUAUCUCAAAAAGCUAAAUGUUACCAUCAUGGACAAAACCUUCAUCAACUCUUGGAUAGUAGGUCCGACAAAAAGUAUCCAUUCACCCCCCACAGCCGAAAGUAAGAAGUUAACCCAACUCCCAAAUGUUUGCAUCCAGCAGUAUUCAUAUGGGUAUGCUACUUUAUAG